Messenger RNA from Glycine soja, 490 nucleotides. RefSeq names its product serine carboxypeptidase-like 49. Bases 92 to 424 code for a protein of 110 amino acids. The transcript is spliced from 4 exons. Gene Ontology annotation, molecular function: serine-type carboxypeptidase activity. NCBI's taxonomy places the organism in Eukaryota, Viridiplantae, Streptophyta, Magnoliopsida, Fabales, Fabaceae. Gene Ontology annotation, biological process: proteolysis. The record is from RefSeq and is a predicted model, not a curated record.
UUGAAUAAUUAGUUUUUUCUUUAUCAUCUGUAGGAUGUUCUAGUUUUUCUUUGAAUCUCAAAGCAGUAAGAAUGAUCAUGUUGUCAUAUGGAUGACUAGAGAACCAGGAUGCAACAGUGAACUAACUUUGUUUUAUGAAAAUGGUCAUUUUAAGCUUACCAAGAACUUCUUUCUUGUGUGGAAUGACUAUGGUUGGGACAAGGCAUCAAAUCUCAUAUUUGUAUACCAACCCAUUAUUGGGACAAGGUUCACCUAUACUUAUAAUGAGAGUGACAUUCGCCAUGAUGAAGAGGGUGUUAGCAGUGAUUUGUAUGACUCCUUGCAGUUAUUUGUGGGAAGAAUGGAAAGAGAGGCAGAAGGAUACAUGUGGAGUAAACCUUUCAUCAAGAUUCUUGAAUACGCAUUUUCUCUUAGUCUCGUAUAGAGCUCUUCCUGGAUGAAGCUCCAUUUAAUUUCAACCCAUUCAAACUAACCAAGCUCUCCAACUUUG